CGACGGCGACUGCGAGCCACUUUAUGAUCAAUCUCCCCAGUCGGCCACUCACACCAACAGGCACGGCGCUGCUCCGGCUACCGCCCAGGGCCGUCCUUACAGCGCUGAGCAGAUUCGCCUGUGGCGCAAUUUACUCAGCCUGUUCCCUGACAUCAUUGCCGCCCAUAACGGUGCAGAGAUAGGUACGGAUAUGCUACGUCAUUUGUUGAGAUCGUCCGCGAACGCGGCCGCCCAGGAGGAUAUCGUCGAGACCUUGGACAUGCUUGGAGACUCAGUUGUGGCAACGGACGUGGAUAUUCUGCUUGAUUACAUCAUCUUCACAUGCGUUCGGGAUGAGGAGGACCAAGCACAGCGAGAGAGAGAGGCGCGGCUGUGGACGCAGCAGGGCGCUGAGCAUCCUCGUCAGCAGCAGAUUGAAGGUGUGUCUGGGGGCUUGCGGUUCCUGAGGACCCACAACGCCUGCAAUGUCAUGUGAUUUGGCCCGUGCUGGCGCGAGCUGGUCAUGUUUUUUGAGCUCGUGUCACUAGAGGCACAUGCAUUGAGAACAG
This is a messenger RNA of Baudoinia panamericana UAMH 10762, 548 nucleotides long. RefSeq lists its product as uncharacterized. The coding region runs from base 191 to 475 and encodes 94 amino acids. The transcript has 2 exons. The record is from RefSeq and is a predicted model, not a curated record. Lineage: Eukaryota; Fungi; Ascomycota; Dothideomycetes; Mycosphaerellales; Teratosphaeriaceae.